AAGGAUAGACCUUCACUUUUUUUGAAGGACCGUUCAUUCGUAAAUGCAUUCAGUGUUGUAACCGUGUGCCAAAAUAUACGCUUGUGCUUCUUAUGUGCCCAUGUUUUAUAUGAACAUGGGAGAGAACUCGAUGACGAUUUGCCCUCACUCUUCAAGUGGGAACCCUUCACUGAGGAAGCCUUCUUUAACCGACAUGUCUGGUUCUGGCGAUGUGGUCGUAGUUUCGUUCUGCGAUACAGAUACGUCCAGUGCACGUUUCCAUGGUCUAUUUCCACGUGUGAACAAGGCAAAACUCAUUGAAGAAGGCACAAAUACGUUGUACACAGCUGUCGUACUGAACUUGAAGAACGAAGGCAGCUCCCUUCUAGAGGUGCUGCGUAUUGAUAUAAAACAGUCGAGUUCCCAGGAUGAAGCCACAGAAACUGUCAAUCCACCACGCAGCUUUACAUUAUACAACCCCAGCAAGUUCUCGGCUAGUGCGAUAAGGCAGGAGAGGAAAGAUUCUCGAAUAUUUUCGCAGCUUCAGGUUGCAGCACGCAUUCCGGAGUCUUCAGCUGUCGCCGAGAAGCUGAAAUAUCAGUCUUUCGUGCAGGUUGGAACUCAAUUGAUGAGGAUGAUACAUGGACAUAACCAAUACACUGCCUCGAUGCAACGCUUAGGAGGUUGAUCCAGUUGAUGAGAAAAUUUGCUUUAAGGUGUAUCUGAAACGAUGGACUCCAUAUAGGGGUCAUUGGGUCCCCACAGUGUAGAGUCUCGGAGUUUUGAUGUGUCUCAAAACAGAAGCUCUAAUGGCUUGG
Molecule: messenger RNA, 797 nt
Organism: Toxoplasma gondii ME49
Lineage: Eukaryota; Apicomplexa; Conoidasida; Eucoccidiorida; Sarcocystidae
Exons: 6
Coding region: 101-667 (188 amino acids)
Source: RefSeq, a predicted model, not a curated record